Molecule: messenger RNA, 3059 nt
Organism: Myripristis murdjan (pinecone soldierfish)
Lineage: Eukaryota; Metazoa; Chordata; Actinopteri; Holocentriformes; Holocentridae
Product: transformer-2 protein homolog beta-like
Exons: 7
Coding region: 1724-2566 (280 amino acids)
Molecular function (GO): RNA binding
Source: RefSeq, a predicted model, not a curated record
UCACAUUAUGCCAGCUGCCAGACCGACGCAUAGCUAGCUAGCGUUAGCCGGCUAGCUAGCAGCGAAGGCAACGGAGCAGGUCUGAAAUGCCAGCAACUUUACUGAGACAGUCGACCUUAAGUUACAUACAAGCACAUUUUCGCAUAAAGUUAGUGUUUUAUAUGUCACAUUAGUAAUGUAUUGUUAAGAGUGCUAAUAGAGCUUAAACUGUUCAACCUAGCUAGCUAAAGUUAGCACUGUGAGGCUAACAGCUUGUGAGCUUUGCAGGCCACAAGCAAGUUAGCACACUUUCACAGGGCUAUGGCAUUUAUAGUUGCAUUUUUUAAUAACUAUACACUGUUAACCCUCCUAUUAUCUUUGGGGCCAAUUUGACCCCACUCAACGUUUAACGUCUUUAAAUGGGCGAGUAACAUUCUUUUGCGUCACAUUAAAUGCAUUAAAUAGUGGAUAAACAUGUAAUUGGCAUGAUUACAGUAUAUUUUCAAUGUCGUGUAACCUGGGGCCAAUUUGACCACAGGCUGUUUUUAGCUGUAUAUAACAUAAGAAACACUAACAUCUUAAACACACUUGUUUUAGCUGUUUCAGAUGACACUGAGGAGCUAUAAUAUGUCAUUUAUAAUGGUCAAAACAUUCCCCUGUACUGUAGAGCUUUCACCAAGCAUAACCACACCCUUAGCAGUGUGAGAAACACUGAUAGUUACGGUGACAUUUGGGAGAGAAAAACAUGAUUCCCAUAAGAAAUUUGAUAUAUAAGGGAGAGGGGAUUUUUUAUGUAAAGGGAUAUUUAGGUAGGCAACAAGAUACAUUCAGUGCCUGACACAUAAUUUGUUUAACAUCUAUUAUUACGAUCAUUUUCUGCAGGUUUUAAUUGCUGGAGUCAAAUUGACCCCACUUCAUCAAAACUGUUAGUAAAUUUGAAGGUAACAGGAGGGUUAACUGAGGACUAACCCAGACUAUAGCAAGUUAACAUGAUUAUUAUGUACAUGACAUAUGUUAUUAUUCUGGUUUUGCUUAUGUUUUUUAUCUUUGAAGCAUUUACAAAAACCAACAUGUCUUAUCACCCUUGUUUGUUUUUUGUUAAGGUUGAGGUUGGAAGAAGGCAAAAGGCGGAAGAAGUUUCAGAUGUGAAGUUGUUAUUGUUUGAUGAAGCUGAUGGUGUUGAUGCAUGCUAAUGUAUUGGCGUUUGGAGGCUGACAGAAGCAAGCAAGAUUUCCCCACUACUAGAGUGGUGUAAUGGCAGAUGGUAAAUGGGGAAGAGGAGGAAAAAAGAAGUCAUAAUGUCAAACAGAAGAAAGAAGAAAGGAGUGGUUGUUUUGAAGUUAUGAAGUUAAAGAAGUUAUGAAGUUAAAAUCAGAAGUGUACGGGGGUAUGAGUAUAUUCCUAAUAGCCUGCUAUGUUACUUCUAUAAUUCAUUCUUUCUUUUCUCUGAAGCAUGCAUUACUUUUCCUCUCUGUAACAAAUCACUGGUUCAUAACAUGCAGAUUUAUUUUUAUGCAAACUGGAUUUGAGCUAAAUUAGUUCAUUUGUACUUAAAUGAUUAAAAUGUAUAUUAUGUAUUAUUUUUCUUAGGCAAACCUUUUUAGGCUCAUUCAGUGUAUAAUGUCUUAAUUGCUAAAUCCCAAAGUGAUGUGGACUCCUUUUUAAAGGGGCAUGUAGAAGGCGUGAGUGAGGUCCCCUCCUGGCCCUUUAAUUCCUUGUUGUUUGACUGGAUGUCGGCUGCAGCAUGUGUCUCACCUGCGUCCUGCCUGUCCAGGACUCACGGUCUGGCUCAAGGAGUGUGUCCCCUCGGGGCUCUGGGAAGUCUGCCAGCCGCUCCCCGGCCCAUUCCCCUGCACGCUCCAAAGAUGGCUCCCGCCAUUCCAGGUCCAAAUCUCGUUCUCGAUCCCGGUCCAAAUCCAGGUCCCGUUCUUAUCGAAGUUCACGCAGGCACUACUCUCGCUCUCGUUCCCGCUCGCACCGCCGACGUUCACGCAGUCGAUCUCGAAGCUGGGAAUACCGUCGACGCAGGAGCCACAGCCACUCCCCCAUGUCAAACCGUCGCAGACACAUCGGCAACAGGGCCAACCCAGACCCCAACACAUGUCUUGGUGUGUUUGGGCUAAGCCUGUACACAACUGAGAGAGACCUGAGGGAGGUUUUCUCUAAAUACGGCCCACUCAGCGAUGUCAGCAUUGUGUACGACCAGCAGUCACGCCGCUCCCGAGGCUUUGCCUUCGUCUAUUUUGAAAACUGUGAGGACUCCAAAGAGGCAAAAGAGCGUGCUAACGGCAUGGAGCUCGACGGGCGCAGGAUUCGAGUGGACUUCUCCAUCACCAAAAGAGCCCACACUCCCACUCCUGGAAUCUAUAUGGGACGGCCCACGUACGGCGGGGGGCCCAGCACAUCAAGGCGAGUGUCGAGGGAUUACGACCGGGGCUACGACAGAGGAUACGACCGCAGCUACGAUCGCUAUGACGACCGAGACUGUUACCGAUCAUACAGACGUAGAUCUCCAUCUCCGUACUACAGCAGAGGCACCUACCGCUCACGAUCCCGAUCACGGUCCUACUCACCACGUCACUACUGAACAAAAAUGAAGAUGAUGUCAACAACAAAUUCAUUGUUAUUGUUUGGGGGCUUGUUUAUUUUAUUGUCCUGGCUAGAUUGAAACAUUGUUUGAAGCUAUUGUAUAUGUGAUAAGAAUUCUGAAUUAACCAAUAAAAAAAAAUGAUAAUAAUAAUGAUAAUGAUAAAAUCAUGGUUGUAAAGGCACCACCUGCGCCUCAGCAGCACACUGUUUGGCCUCAGAUGAACUCAUCACAUGCCAUUUACCUGAGAGCUGCUCAGUACAGCUGGAUGAACCGGCUGAACUAUUUAUGGCAAGAUUUCUAUAUCACAAGUCGUCACUUUGUUCUGUUUGUCACUGGUUUCUUACGUCAGAAAAGAGUUUCUUAUGUUAGAUCUAAGUGUAUCUUUCACAUGCCCCUCUUUUUUCCUUAUUUUUGUCUUUUCAUUUGUGUAUUAUCCAUUACAUGUUUUUUUUUUAGCUGGUUGUAUGAAAGCAAUAAAAUGUUGUUUGUU